Molecule: messenger RNA, 2118 nt
Organism: Cucumis melo (muskmelon)
Lineage: Eukaryota; Viridiplantae; Streptophyta; Magnoliopsida; Cucurbitales; Cucurbitaceae
Product: putative pentatricopeptide repeat-containing protein At3g15130
Exons: 2
Coding region: 247-2046 (599 amino acids)
Biological process (GO): RNA modification
Molecular function (GO): protein binding; RNA binding
Source: RefSeq, a predicted model, not a curated record
CUUCAAAAUCGGCGAUUCAGGCACUACCAGAUGUUUUUCCUGCGGAUGACUUUUCUUCUUCUUGGGCGUGUGCUGUGUGUAUGGAUGACGAGAUUGAUGCAAAGGAUGGGGCGAAACAGCUACCCUGUGAACACAUAUUUCAUACACAUUAGCUUGGGUGCCGCGGCGACUAGGAUCGUUUCAUAGCCUCUCCUCUUCCGCCUAAAUUGAGUUUGUUCCAAGAUUUCAAAUGUUUAUAUAAAUUAGAUGCCUCUUUGUUUUCACCUCGCUCGCCCAUUAAUUCUUAUUUCAAAAUCCACCGAUUUACAGAAAUCAAUAGCUUUGAGAAUUUCUCACAAAUCUUUCAUUUCGAAAUCGGAGGACUCAUCGGUGAAACUAGAAGAUUUCUACGUCAGUUUCUUGCAACGGUGUGUUCAAACCUCGGAUUCCCGCCAUGGAUCUGCAAUUCAUGCGAAGUUCCUCAAAGGGUUUCUUCCAUUUUCUCUUUUCUUCCACAACCAUGUACUUAACUUGUAUGUCAAAUGUGGACGUCUAUCAUAUGGCCUGCAACUGUUCGACGAAAUGCCUGAGAGAAAUGUGGUGUCAUGGUCUGCAAUCAUUGCUGGGUUCGUCCAACAUGGCCGACCCAACGAAGCCCUCUCUCUAUUUGGGCGUAUGCAUUGCGAUGGCACGAUAAUGCCAAACGAGUUCACUCUUGUAAGUGCUCUCCAUGCUUGUUCUUUAACUCAGAGGCUGAUAUGUUCAUACCAAAUUUAUGCAUUUAUUGUUCGCUUAGGGUAUGGGUCGAAUGUUUUUCUCAUGAAUGCGUUCUUAACUGCUCUAAUUAGGCAUGAGAAAUUGCUAGAGGCUUUAGAAGUUUUCGAGAGUUGUUUGUCCAAAGAUACUGUAUCUUGGAAUGCAAUGAUGGCUGGUUAUUUGCAAUUGGCAUAUUUUGAACUGCCGAAGUUUUGGCGCCGGAUGAAUCUCGAGAGUGUUAAGCCUGAUAAUUUUACAUUUGCUAGCAUCUUAACUGGAUUGGCUGCUCUCUCUGAAUUUAGACUGGGGUUGCAAGUUCAUGGUCAGCUUGUGAAAAGUGGAUAUGGGAAUGACAUUUGUGUAGGGAAUUCCUUGUGUGAUAUGUACAUUAAGAAUCAGAAGUUGUUAGAUGGUUUUAAAGCUUUUGAUGAAAUGUCUUCAAGUGAUGUAUGCUCUUGGACCCAGAUGGCCUCAGGGUGUCUCCAGUGUGGGGAACCAAUGAAAGCUCUCGAGGUCAUUUAUGAGAUGAAAAACGUCGGCGUGAGGUUAAAUAAGUUCACCCUUGCAACUGCCUUGAAUAGUUGUGCCAAUUUGGCAUCCAUUGAAGAAGGAAAGAAAUUCCAUGGAUUGAGAAUUAAACUUGGAACUGAUGUUGAUGUUUGUGUUGAUAACGCUCUACUUGAUAUGUAUGCAAAAUGUGGAUGCAUGACCAGUGCAAAUGUCGUAUUUCGUUCGAUGGAUGAACGAUCUGUCGUCUCAUGGACUACUAUGAUUAUGGGAUUUGCACAUAAUGGUCAAACAAAAGAAGCCCUUCAAAUCUUUGAUGAAAUGAGAAAAGGAGAAGCUGAACCUAACCACAUCACCUUCAUUUGUGUUCUCAAUGCUUGUAGUCAAGGAGGUUUCAUUGAUGAAGCAUGGAAAUACUUCUCUUCCAUGAGUGCUGACCAUGGGAUUGCACCUUCAGAAGAUCACUAUGUGUGUAUGGUGAAUCUAUUAGGCCGAGCUGGGUGUAUAAAGGAAGCCGAGGAUUUGAUCCUACAAAUGCCGUUUCAACCUGGUUCAUUGGUCUGGCAAACAUUGCUCGGUGCUUGCUUAGUUCAUGGUGACAUAGAGACAGGAAAACGAGCAGCUGAGCACGCGUUGAAUUUGGAUCGAAAUGAUCCAUCGACUUACAUCUUGUUAUCAAACAUGUUUGCUGGUGGUAAUAACUGGGACGGUGUUGGAAGUUUGAGAGAACUAAUGGAAACUAGGGAUGUAAAGAAAGUACCUGGAUCAAGUUGGAUGUCAAACAUGAGAAGAACUAUUGAUUGAUUCGUUCAUCUGAUUUAAAGAUUUUUUAUUAAAUAAAUAGUUUAGUGUAUGAGAUCUAUUUCUCCUUUUUUU